This is a messenger RNA of Megalobrama amblycephala (Wuchang bream), 1863 nucleotides long. RefSeq lists its product as uncharacterized. Gene Ontology annotation, molecular function: protein tyrosine kinase binding; MHC class II protein binding. Bases 89 to 1003 code for a protein of 304 amino acids. Lineage: Eukaryota; Metazoa; Chordata; Actinopteri; Cypriniformes; Xenocyprididae. Gene Ontology annotation, biological process: positive regulation of ERK1 and ERK2 cascade; T cell activation; interleukin-15-mediated signaling pathway. Gene Ontology annotation, cellular component: membrane raft; external side of plasma membrane. The transcript has 6 exons. The record is from RefSeq and is a predicted model, not a curated record.
GGAAGUUCUCAACCACAGGAGGAGCUGAUGAUGAUUAAAGGAGGAGCUGUAACUAUAUAAUGAAGAGAAAGACUGACAGAAACAGAAAAUGGCUGAUCAGUGUGAUCUGUGUCUGCUGGGACUGAUCAUUCUCUCUUCACUUCUCACAGGUACCAGUGGAGUGGAUUAUGCUCAUGUGUUCAUCAGUUCUGGUGAAAAUGUCCAUCUGCCCUGUAAUAAUGCUCUUUCUGACUGUAAAUCAACUACAUGGAUCUAUAACAGACAUUCAGCAGCAGAUGAGAUUAUUGUUUUAGGGAUAAAGAGAAAAGACAGAGAGAGACAUGAGAGACUGAGUCUGGGGUCUGACUGCUCUCUGAACAUCAAGAACGUCACUAAAGAAGAUUAUGGAUUUUACAUCUGCAGACAAUAUGUGAAUAACAAACAACAAGGAACUGAAGCGCAUGUUAAUCUGCAUGUUCUUCAUGUUUCAGUCUCUCCAUCAUCAUCAUCAUCAUCAUCAUCCUCAUCAUCCUCACAGACUGAGAUCAGUCCAGGUCACUCUGUGACUCUCUCCUGUCAGUUGUAUUCAUAUGAAUUCCCCUGUGAUAUUUUGGUCCGUUAUGAGGGACUUCAGCUGUUGUGGGUGAAUCAGGCUGGUGUUGAUCUGAAGACAGACUCCAGAUAUCAGAUAUUAUUCUCAUCAGAUCACUGUAACAUCACUCUGACUACAACACUCCUGAAUGAAGAUGACAACAGAGAGUGGAGAUGUCAGCUUACUCUCAGAAAUCAACUCAAGGCCUCAGUCAGAUACACUGUCAAGUAUUCAGGUCCAGCUGACACAGCAUCAGAAACUGAAGUCAGUGUGACUGCUGGAUCAUUAUUCAGAGUGAUUGUGAUGAUUGUUGAGAUGGCAGUGUUUGCUGCUCCUACUGUGAUUCUUCUUCAGAUCAUCUGUGCAAGAAGAGCUGGGAGGAAGGACUCGCAGCACCCAGAGGAAAUAGAGAUGCCUACAAUAUUACAAUAAAAUACUGCUGAGUUUGGAGACCAUCUGAAACAAGAUUUAAAACAGCAAAAACUCACAGAGGAUUGUUCAUUGUUUGAUUUUCUUCUUCUCAGAAAACAGAGAAAAACUCCCUGAAGAAAUAGUGACACCAUCAAGUUUAGAUUUGUUUUUGUUGAUACAUUUCUUUGAAAGCAGAAAUUUAUUUCAAAUUUAAUUCAGAUAAAACUGUAAACUUUUUGGUUACUUUCAUUCAAACUGGGUUAAAAUUCUGUGCAUUAAACAGGCUGAACUAAUGCUAUUGUUAACUGAAAAGAUAGAGUUGAAUGUCAUGGAGCAGCAUUUAAAGACAGAAGAGGAAGUGACAUCAGAAUGAUUCAUAGUCCACAUCACCAUCAGUCUAAACUGGGUGAGAGAUGAUCACUGCUCUAUGUGGUUAAACUAACUGAAUUCUCACACUCAACAGUAAUAUGUUUCUAAACCUCAACGGUGAGAUUACAGCUAUGAAAUCACCAGAACUGCUAUAAUUAAUUCACUAUUUUAGUUACGGAAGUGUAGGAUGUCUAUCAACUAUCAUGAGAAAGUCUUGACUCUGGAAUAGAUGAAAACGUCACUGUAAAACUUCAUACAGACUCAGAGUUUGACUUAAUGAUUAUUAAAUAAUCUGUAUGAUGAUGAUUCCAUAAUCACCAUUGUCAUAAUUGCAGAGAUACAAUAAACAAAUGACCUUUAUAUGGACACUCAUUAUUUUAUGUUUAGGCAACGAUUCACUUUCCUUUAAUGUGUUUGCUUGCUGUAUAGUUUUUGUGUCAAAGCAUCUUUGAAAAUAGCAAUCAUAAGUUCAAUGUGUGUCAAAUUGUCAUUCAAAAAUCUGAUGAAGUUUU